Molecule: messenger RNA, 1780 nt
Organism: Mytilus californianus (California mussel)
Lineage: Eukaryota; Metazoa; Mollusca; Bivalvia; Mytilida; Mytilidae
Product: transcription intermediary factor 1-beta-like
Exons: 2
Coding region: 72-974 (300 amino acids)
Molecular function (GO): zinc ion binding
Source: RefSeq, a predicted model, not a curated record
ACUUUGUUUCAUACAGCUUUCCAUACAACGAACUUGAGCUUUGUUCAGACAUCUUCAAUCGGACUACUUAAAUGGCUACAGCGAGUUUUUGUGAUCCGUGUACUGAGGCCAACUCAUCAGUAUCAGCAACACUGUAUUGUUCCGACUGUGAAGAGCGAUUUUGCCAAGACUGCGCUGCGUCACAUACUCGUUUCAAAGCAUUCAAAUCUCAUCAUGUUAUCGAUUUGUCGUCUAUCGGUUCCAAUAUUCCAAUAUUUGCGAAGAAAACCUGUAACGUCCAUCUGGACAUGCUUUUGGAUUAUUACUGCACAGAUCAUGAGAUCGUUUGCUGUAGAGCGUGUAUUCCUAAGGAGCACAGGAAAUGUGAAAACGUUCUGCCAUUAGAACAUGCCUCGAUGGAUGUUAAACAAUCUGCACUGUUCACCAACGUAAUGCAGGACAUAAAACAUCUGGUUACAACAUUAAAGGAGUUAUACAAUAACAGAGAGUCAAACUUACAAUUACUUAUGAAAAGUAAAUCAUUAAUAACAAAACAGAUCAGUGAAGUCAAAUCUCGAUUAUUGAAACACAUAGAUAAUCUAGAACAUGAUCUUCACGCCAAACUGUCAUCUCUUCAAAGGAAACACGAGAUAGAAAUCAACAAACAAAAAGAAGAAGUAUUAUCUGCUUUAGAAAGUUUAAAAUCAAAUGAGAACGAAAUUGAUUUUCUGAAAGAUCAUGGGUCUAAUAAUCAGCUGUUUAUAUCCUUACAUCAACAAAUUGCAAAUACAAAAACCGACGAAGCAAAAGUUCCGCAGAUCGUUUCCAAUUUACAAGAAAUCGAAAUAACCUUCGAUGAAAAGAAAUAUAUAGAGAUUGAUUAUUUCGGCCCACUGUUACAGACUGUAAAACCGUGUCAAGUUUAUUACAAAUCCAAGAAAUUUCAGCAGGCCCAGAUCAGGACAGAACUAACAAAACAAGAUUGUUGGGUUUGAAAAGGAUACGGAACUGACACUAAAAACUGAGUUGAAAUAUGCUCUGAACGAUUUAUCAAUCACGAUGGACAAUAAGCUGCUCCUUACUAAUAAUUCGUAUCUAAAUCCGAGACUGUAUGUCUACAGAGACUGUAAAGAUUAUGAGACAGAGAUUAUAUUAACCGCUAAACCUUACAGCAUUGCUGUUAUACCUGGUACAGACAGAGCUGUUGUUACCUUGCCUGAAGAGAGCGCUAUUCAAUUCAUCAAUACUAAACAGAUAACAAAAGGCGACAAAGUUAACGUUGGAUUUUCAUGUUAUGGUAUCACUGCUGGACGUGACAGAGUUUACGUUGGUGGUAAAGGUAAUAUCAAAACAUUAGACACAAAUGGAAAAUUUCUAAAAACAAUUCAACUAGGAUCUGGUUAUAUUGACUUUAUUUUAUAUGAAGAUAGUCAUGAUAAGAUUUUCGUUAGAUGUCCUGGCAAACUCAUAUGUAUCAAUAUGGAUGGAACAUUAGUAUACAGUAAGGAAGUUUCAGGUACAGCGGGAGUAACACGCGAUAGACAAAGUAACGUUUAUUACGGUGGUUUCUUCAACAACAAAAUACAAAGAAUGUCAUCAGACGGGAAAAACUGUGAGGAAAUGCUAAACGAAGACGAUGGAAUUAACCAUUCGUAUGGAAUGUGUUUUAACAAUGACUUUACACAACUGUUUGUUAUUAAUAACAGUUGCAAGUCCGUGUCUGUAUACAACUGUAGAUAUUGAUUAGUUUAUCAUCGGUGGUGUGAGACUAUAUAUAUAUAUAUAUAUAUUGAUUAUAAUA